AUAAACUAAUGUAAAUAUAGUACAUAUGAACAGUUAGUAUGUACAAGAAAUAUACAACAACGUUAUCAUACGUUCACACACAAUAUUAUUAAUAAUAAUCAUAAAAUCACAAAAUACAGAAAACACAAAAAUAAUAACAGCAUUUAGAUAUUUUAGUUUAAAACAUAGUCAAUAUUCAAUCAGUGUAACAACGAAUAAGUUGAUAUUUUUCUAAUAAAGCGGCUCUAGUCUUCAAAAAAAAAAAAAAUAAUAAUAAUAAUAAAAAACAAAUAAAAAAUUAAUUAAAAAACAAACCAAAAUAAAUAAUAAAACAAAUUAUAUUCAAAACAUUAGCGUAUUAACUGCUGUUUUAACAAAAUGUCGUAUGAACAGUGUUACUUAAACAAACAAUAUUAAAAACAAACUAAAAAAAUAUAAUAAAAAAAAUUACUAAAUCAAUUUUUAAACAAUAUGCUAUGGAGUUAAACAUAAUUGAUUUAACUACUACACCAUCAAUUACAACAACAACAAAUUCUUUAGUGAUUAAUAAUACUUUAAUUAAUGUCGAUCCCAUCGUUGCUGUUGCGGAUUUAUGUUGGGGCACCAUUCUAUGGGCCUUUACCAAUGUUAUUCUAUUAAUUUGCAUUUUAGGCGGUAAUGCUUUAACAAUUAUAGCUGUACGUUCCUGUCGCCGUUUACGUUGCCUUAUAUCGAAUAUGUUUAUUUGUUCUUUGGCCGUUUCGGAUUUUAUUGUCGGUUUAAGUUUGCCCUAUCAUUUGGCUUUUUAUUUGGGCUCCAAUUGGGGCCGUGUACAUGAAUUAUGUCUUAUACGUUUCUUUUUGAUUAUAUUCGCCUGUUGUGUAUCUAUUCUAACGCUGAUAGCAAUAUCGAUUGAUCGUUAUAUUGCAAUCGUUUAUCCACUACAUUAUAGAAGAUAUAUGACACGACGAGUGGCCAUAUUUAUAAUAGCCUUCAAUUGGUCUAUAGGUGCUACGGUAGCAAUAGUACCUAUGUUUUGGAAUAACUGGAAUACAGCCUUUCAAUGUGAAUUCGAUGAGGUAUUGCCACCUUGGUAUAUGGCCGGUAUUAUAACGCCAGGAUUUACAAUCAUAUGGAUGUUAAUGUUAUUUAUGUACUGGCGCAUAAUGAAAGAAGCCUCAAAACAAGCUAAACAAUUGAAAAAUCCCAGAGGAAAAAGGACAUCAAAUUAUUUGCAACCAGAUUGGAAAUCUGUACAGGUUGUGGUUUUUAUUAUGGGCUGUUUUUCAAUCUGCUGGCUGCCCUAUUUCAUAGUCGCCUGCUCUCAAAUCUUUAAAAUCUACAAUAUAACACCUUUACUAUAUAAAGCAACAUUUUCAUUAGCCAUGACCAAUUCAGCCCUUAAUCCUGUUAUAUAUGCAUGGAAAAAUUCAAAUUUUCGUAAAGCUUUUCUACGUCUCUUGCAUUGUAAAUCUCCUAAUUGUUAUCAGACAUCACCAGAGUUUAGUAAAGACUCGCCGAUGUCACAGAAACGUUAUUCCAGAAAUGAUUCGCCAAUAGCAAAUAAAAGAUGUUCCAUAUCAAGUGCUGAUAUACCUAUAAAUCAUAAUAAUGUGGAUGAGUGUGCGAUUAGUGGUGCUGAUGUUGAAGUGUGUGUGAUUAAUACGAGUACGUUGCAAAUCAAAACAGAACGUUUACCUAAAAUCUAUACAGUUUCGAUGUCAACAACAUCGGAUUGUUUAUCUUUGCAUUGAAUAUAAAUAAAAACAAAAAUGCAUACAAAUAAAGUGAGAAUGCCGUGGAUGAGAGAGUAAAGAGAAAUUAAAGUUUUUUUAAUAAUGACGUAGCAAUGUAAUAAAUGUUGUUUUUGUAUUGAAAAGAACAAAUAAUUUUUCACAUGGGUCAAGAAAUCGAUGGAUUUGUAAUUUUAAUUAUGGGAGUUAAAACUUGUUAGUCUGUAAUUUAUACUCUGAACCAUUGUCAAUACUAGU
Lucilia cuprina (Australian sheep blowfly) is the source of this 1949-nucleotide messenger RNA. It is a transcript of the gene mAChR-C, whose product is annotated as octopamine receptor beta-3R. The record is from RefSeq and is a predicted model, not a curated record. The transcript has 3 exons. Gene Ontology annotation, biological process: adenylate cyclase-activating adrenergic receptor signaling pathway. Lineage: Eukaryota; Metazoa; Arthropoda; Insecta; Diptera; Calliphoridae. Gene Ontology annotation, cellular component: membrane. Gene Ontology annotation, molecular function: G protein-coupled receptor activity. Bases 456 to 1712 code for a protein of 418 amino acids.